Molecule: messenger RNA, 3836 nt
Organism: Heteronotia binoei (common prickly gecko)
Lineage: Eukaryota; Metazoa; Chordata; Lepidosauria; Squamata; Gekkonidae
Gene: ARL3
Product: ADP ribosylation factor like GTPase 3
Exons: 6
Coding region: 171-719 (182 amino acids)
Biological process (GO): cilium assembly
Cellular component (GO): cytoplasm; microtubule cytoskeleton
Molecular function (GO): GTPase activity; GTP binding
Source: RefSeq, a predicted model, not a curated record
CUACUUUCAAAGUGACAGUCCGCAUGCGCAAACUAAGAGGUGGGGCUUUCUGCACCGGCUCCUACCUUCGCUUGAGCAAACGUACUCGGGAAUGACGCUUUACGUAGAGUGAGGGCUUGUGUGCGUGCGCAUGACGCAGUUGCCCAUGGUAACCGAGAGCCGCGUAGAGGAUGGGUUUGCUGUCAAUUCUGCGUAAACUGAAGAGUGCGCCAGAUCAGGAGGUAAGAAUCCUCCUCCUGGGAUUGGAUAAUGCGGGCAAAACCACCCUUUUGAAACAGCUAGCAUCAGAAGAUAUCACCCACAUCACUCCAACACAGGGUUUUAACAUUAAAAGCGUGCAGUCACAAGGCUUCAAGCUGAACGUAUGGGACAUUGGGGGACAGAGGAAGAUCAGGCCGUACUGGAGGAAUUAUUUUGAGAAUACUGAUAUCCUGAUUUAUGUCAUUGAUAGUGCAGAUAGAAAGAGAUUUGAAGAAACGGGUCAGGAGCUAGCAGAGCUCUUAGAUGAAGAGAAGCUAAGUGGUGUUCCUGUGCUCAUUUUUGCUAACAAACAAGAUUUGCUUACGGCAGCCCCUGCUGCAGAAAUCGCAGAGGGUCUGAACUUGCAUACUAUCCGAGACAGAGUCUGGCAGAUUCAGUCUUGUUCGGCCCUCACAGGAGAGGGUGUGCAGGAUGGCAUGAAUUGGGUCUGCAAAAACGUCAAUGCAAAGAAGAAAUAAGUCCAGCUGAGUUGCAUGGGAUCGGAGUGGCUGCCAGAGCCAAAUGCACUAGCUGGCUGCUAGUGUCUGACAAAUAUUUUACCAUCUGUGCACAGCAGCAGCUGUUAGAAAUGGGAACAGCAGCUAAGCCUACUGCUUGAAUUGGAACUUUACCUAUUCUCUAGUACCCAUUCUCAUUCCCCCUCCCUUUAAAUGCACCCCCUUUUUGUAUAAAUAGUAUUAAAGGUCUCCAUAUUCAUUUGCCUAGAUACUGAUUUGAAAAAAAACACACACACAGAAGCAGAUUUGGGUCUAAAAACAACAACACCUCAAGUGGGUUCCAUAAAUUCUGGGUGGUCAUAACAAUGUGCAUGGGAGCCCGCAUCAGUUCUGAAUUAACUCAGAAUACUCAGAUGGUACCAUUCAAAGCUUGUCUCGUCAACAAAUAUGCUGGUGCUUUGCUAGCAUGUGUGUUUCAAUUUUAAAAUUUUAAGUUACUUUAUAUAAUGCUGGCAAGACAUUCAUGGGGUUACACUGUAACAAGAUGCCUCUGUAUGCCUGCCCUUCUUGCCACUACACAUAAUGUAAUUAAAAUUUGUUACAAUCUGAAUGUCAGAAGCAGCAAAGCACUGACAUGCUGCAGUUUGUUUAGAUAAAAUAGUGUCAGGCUGCAAUGCAGCUUGGCAUUUAUGGUUGGCAUAAACAUUUCCAGAGUUUAGGCUAAGAGGGAACAACCAAAAGCCCUUUGGCAUUCAGACUUUUUGCACUGUCUCAGGGAGGACAGAGCUUGACAUCAUAGCAACAGUCAAUUUUGUGCUCAAAUUCUUACUGCAAGGAAUUAGUGAUGGUUUUAGGCUUUGCCCCUUUCAGGGAUGCUUACCGAUAGGAUUUGAUUUAGUAUUCUUAGGACCUGCAAGCCAUACAGCAUUCCAGGCAGUGCAUACUGUAGACUGUAAGGCUGGAAAGAUUACUGCUGCUUAGUCCAAAUGAGGACAAGUUGUGGCUCCCCAGUGCUCUUGCACUUCUGGUUUAGAACUAAAUUGCAAAGCUAGUUGUGCAGGAAGUGACAGCCUGGAAACACUCAAAAAUUGUACCCUUCAGGAAGUAUUUUAUCUAUUUGCAUACAGGCUUGGGGGAGAGGUAUCUGGCAAGGGCAGUGUUACUGCAUCAGUACUAAGUGCUAGAGAAGAACGCCUGAUCAGUCUGUAAAGUCCUCCAUGGAGAAUACUUACUUGAUGCAUGAAGGAAGCAUCCUGCCCUUUGAGGAAAUAAUCGUCUUAGUUUAUCAUCACUACACCAUGGUCUGACAUAAGGAGGCUGCUUCUUGCCUCUAGGUCAUCAGCUAAGUCCAAGCUCAGAGUAAUUUUGUAAGGGCAAUCUUGCAUGCAGUGAAUUCAGCAUGGCAGUUUGUAACCAGUCUAUGAGGUUGAAAAUGACUAGGCAAUUUAUAAUACCCUUUCUUGAUCUGACUGAGAGAAUGUAAACUCUCUUUGUUAAACCUCAAGCAAUAUGUGUGCUUUAUUAGCUAUUUCCAGAUGCUCUUUGAUCACAUAACCUAUUUUCACUCACUGCUUUGUGGUAUUUGUUUAUGCUCUGUUACUCUAAAGGAAGCAGUUGCAAAUCUAACAACAGAGACCAUCUAUAAUAAACCUUGACUAGGACUCUGCUGUGCUCUUUGUUUGUAACAAGCAUAAAUUUAAUUCCUUGUUCCAGAUUAGAUAUAUUAAAUCUAUACCCCACCUAUUCCAGGCUGUUUAUUGGGGAGGAGGGAGGUUUAGGAAAUUAAACCAUAAACAUUACAGGAAUUACACAGAACAAUAUAAAAGCACAGAUUAUGAAUCAAAAUUCAUGCACAAAACAAUUAACAGUAUAUUCCCACAAACUCAUAAAGGCCACUAAAAGAUGCUUCCUAUGACAGAUAGCUAGUGACUUCCUGUAAUUAAUGUUUUAUAUUUUUCAAAAUAUACUCCUCCUCUACAGGCUACUACAAACACCAUUUUUUGCUCUAGUAGCUCAAAUUUAAGAGACCUAAAGUACCUUUGUAUGCUAUUCAGACCAGAUGCUGGGAGUGCCUGUCUGCUCAUGGCAUAAUGUUUGCAACAUUCUCCCCUAAAAUAUAACAGACAUCUGUCAGUCUGUUCAGCUCAGGAAAAUGCAUGCUUUCUCCCUCUUCCGAUUAAAAAAAAUUCCACAAACAACCACCAGAUAACAAACUGGAGCUAACUGACCCUGCUGCCUCCUAAUAUCUGCAACUGUUUUAUUUGGGCAUGAAAACCGAAUUCUCCUAGACCAUUAACAGUGAAUGCCAGUUGUUGCAUUUUUUGCCUUGCCUCUGUCUCUACCUUUUCACGCUGAGGAUAUUUUUGUGGAAAAUGACAUCUCACUAAUACAAAUGCAGCUUGUCAAACCAGUCAGACUCCACCAUGCUUCAUCAUCAGCAAACCCCAGAACUUCUGAGUACUGCAUUAUUGGAUCGGAUCAAACAGAUGAUGCAAAAACCCAGCAUCCUGCUUUGAGUUUGGCACAUAUAAAAUGGACACUUCAUAAUCAACAUACAAGGAACUGCUGGUCUUAUCAAACAUAAAAGAAUGGCUGAGCAGGAAAAUUCUCAUCAUCUGAUUAUCCUAAGUUCUUGAAAGGUUUUUCGUAAGUACUAAUUCUGUUGACUAAAGGAUGGAAAAAUUACCAUGCUCUGAGUCCCUGUCAAGCUGAUAUGCUGGUGAAUGACCAUUCAUUUUACAACCUUUCAUAUUUGGAUGUUACCAAGCCAUCUUGAUAUACAUUAAGGACAAACCAGAAUGGCUGAAGUGAGAGACCUGGGCAGUAGUUUAUGUAAUACAUUAGACUGAGACUGGAAUGAUGGUUCAGAUGUGGUUUAAUUGCUUUUGAUUAUAUAUGGCUGGGUACGCUUUCAAAAAAGGCCUCUCUAAUAUGCCAGAUGAUGCUCAAAUGCUACAAAAGCCAUAGCUGCACAAACCCAUCUCUGCUUUCCCAUUCUGUCUUUUAGGGAACAUCUGGCUUUAUGAGCUCUUUGGUUUCUCUUUUUUGAAGUUAACCAAAAGAGGGCAUGGUGAUAUUUGGUGAUAUUUAAGCCUCAGUGUGUAUGUUUGGCAAACUUGAUUAAAAUUUGGUAGAAAU